AUGGCGUUCCGAAUCACGCUCCCGCGCAAUGCGAGCAAGCACAUCAGUUCCUACGGCAGCGUACUCGAUCGGUUCAUGGUGAGCCAUGCGCCCACUCUGGCCGCAUCGCAGAAAGCCUCUUUACCAGCCGCAUCAUCGUCCGCAUCUACCUCUUCCACCUCUAGCAACACUGCCAACCCAGCAUCGUUGUUUGAGCCCUCCAAGUCGUCCUCAACCGGCUUUUGGGCGCCUCCAAAAUAUUCUCUGCGUCGUCAAGCCAAGCUGGUGAAAGAGGCCGCGCUCACAGGCCAACUCUCACUCCUGCCAGACGGACCCAAGACCGCGCGUAUCGCACAGCGCUUGCACCGACUGCGCAAAUCGCACGCAUUCGAACAGACUGCAGCUGAAUACCAGUACAUCCCCAAGGACCUCGCUGCAACCAUGCCGGUACGACCGGCCUCAUUGAGCGAGCGCGCAGUCAAACCGAACCAGCGUGUCAGUCGAUCUGAACGAGAAGCAGCACUGUCCGCAGCAAGACUACAGGUCAAAGAUGUAGGACCAUACGCCGGUAGAGCCAAAGUGUUCAAGGGAAGCAGAGUGGAUAAGGACAAGCUCAGGAGGGCCGAGAGCGUCACGUCCAAGCUGGCCGGCAUGAAACAGACAAUUGACGAAUGGCAGUCGGCACAGACCGAGGCCAAGACCAAGUUGAAGCCAGGUCUUCCAUUCUAA
Molecule: messenger RNA, 708 nt
Organism: Mycosarcoma maydis (corn smut)
Lineage: Eukaryota; Fungi; Basidiomycota; Ustilaginomycetes; Ustilaginales
Product: mitochondrial 54S ribosomal protein mL59
Exons: 1
Coding region: 1-708 (235 amino acids)
Cellular component (GO): mitochondrial large ribosomal subunit
Molecular function (GO): structural constituent of ribosome
Source: RefSeq, a predicted model, not a curated record